Molecule: messenger RNA, 1026 nt
Organism: Triticum aestivum (bread wheat)
Lineage: Eukaryota; Viridiplantae; Streptophyta; Magnoliopsida; Poales; Poaceae
Exons: 4
Coding region: 1-1026 (341 amino acids)
Source: RefSeq, a predicted model, not a curated record
AUGCACGUGAGCUCGCCAAUUGGCUGCCAAGUGGCCGGGCCGGUCAGCGCCUGUAGUUUUGCACAAACCCCCCUGCCGUUUCACUCAUUCAACCCGCAGUACCCCCCACCUGAAUUAAAGUCGAAGGAAUCGAGUUCAUGUCCGCUCUGCUGGUCCACUCGUUCCCCAUCUGCCCCCUUGCCCCCGCGGCUCCAGCAUCAGCUUAUCCACGCCGACAGCAAGCUCGCCGCCGCCGUCCAGCUCACCGCCGCCGUCCAGGUCGCCUCCAUGGUAUCUUGGAGUGACGGAUCGAGCUCGUCCUCCGACGGCUACUCUGUGACAAGUGAGGCUCCUGCUCCUGCCACCAUUUUCUGCUCUGAGUGGACAGGCCUUGCUCCAGAUAUUGCAGCUAGAUGUGAACACCAGUGUGUGUGUGAGAAGUUUGUGUGCUUUGAAUCAGUUGACAGUGGAAGGAGGUAUCUUGCUUGUGCUCAAAAGGAAAUACCUAAAUGCAAGUUUGUGGAGUGGAUUGACCCUGAAUGGCCAGACACUCUGAAGAUGAGUUUAGCCAGGGUUUGGGCCAUGUAUGAUGAUGAGGUAAAGCUGAGGCUCAGGGAAAGUGUAGUUCUUGCUGAAGAAAAUUUUAGGGUUGUGAAAGAGAAGGAAAAGAUGGCAAAUGAUCUGAGGUUUUUUAAACUAGAUUUUGCUAAGAUGGUGGGUGACAAGGAGCAGGCAGUUACUGAAUUGGGCAAUGCAAGACUUGCUCUUUCUGACCUAAAGGAAGAGCUUCAGAAGAAGAAGAUGGCUGAUAAAUCUACCACUAGCAUUCAUCAGGUUGUGAGGGCUAAGGCAGAGAAAGAGAUGGAUGAGAUGAAACAACAGAUGGAGAGCAUGAAGGAAGAGUUGGACAAAGUGGUGUCACAGAGGGAUGAGCUGAAGAAGGAGAAGAAGAAACUAGAGUACAUGAUUGGUGAUCUAUUCAGGCACAAGGAGGAGACCAAGAGCAAGAUAAGGAGGCUGAAGGAGAUCUUAGAUGAAUCUGAGUAA